This is a messenger RNA of Corythoichthys intestinalis (scribbled pipefish), 2365 nucleotides long. It is a transcript of the gene hbp1, whose product is annotated as HMG-box transcription factor 1. The transcript has 12 exons. NCBI's taxonomy places the organism in Eukaryota, Metazoa, Chordata, Actinopteri, Syngnathiformes, Syngnathidae. The record is from RefSeq and is a predicted model, not a curated record. Gene Ontology annotation, molecular function: protein binding; RNA polymerase II cis-regulatory region sequence-specific DNA binding; DNA-binding transcription factor activity, RNA polymerase II-specific. Gene Ontology annotation, biological process: regulation of transcription by RNA polymerase II. Gene Ontology annotation, cellular component: nucleus. Bases 231 to 1592 code for a protein of 453 amino acids.
UUUAAGUCAUGGACAGUGUAUUUAUCCAAUCGGAUGCCUUCGUUACAGAACCUCCCAAGCCCUUGAGUGAAUACCAGAGUUUCUUGAUGGCGACAGAUCUGUCUCCCAUGUUGUGAUUUUGCCGCCACUGAAUAAACUCACUCGAAUUAAAGGUAAUGUGAUGACGACUGUGACAGUGGAAUUUGAGUGAGCCUUCAAGUUAAAGAGGAUUCAAACUCAUCAUUGCAAAAAUGGACGAGAUGUACGAUCCGCUCAAGUGCAAUGAAGACCUGGCAUCCUCCCCUGUAUGCCACAUGGACUAUGAUGACAUGCCGGAGUUGCAGGCAGUGGAAGAGGAUCAGCGGUCCCCUGGCUUGUUCCAGGUGGGUGCCGGUGUGUCGCAUCAGGAGGCAAGCGGCUCUGCCAACACCAACUGGCUCGCUGAGCUCGCAAACAUUGCCACCAGUCCUCAGAGCCCGUUACUCAAAGAUGCCCCGUAUAAGAGAUCAUCUCCAGUUCACAUCUUUGGCAACAGCAACAGUUUACAUUCCUACGCCCGUCCUCCUUUGGCUAGUAGUGCACCCAAUCCCUUUAGAGGUCACCUCCGGGAGCGUAGGCGUGUCAGGGCCAGCAGUGAGUCUGAGUCUGGAGUUUUCUCCAUGUCAUCGUCCUUUUCUGACGAUGAAGACAUGGCAUGGUCCCAUUCAUGGCCCUCCACAGCCUGGCACUGCUUCCUGAAAGGAACUCGCCUCCGCUUUCAUCGCGGCCCAAACGUCGAGUGGCAGGAAGCGGAUGAACUCGGAGAUUCUGAUGAAGAUUCUGAUGACGAGAGCAUGAUGCCGUCCAACUCUUCCUCGCUUAAGCGGUUUGGCUCUGAGGGGUUGAAGCUGAUAAGUCACGAGGAGACGUUGUCUUACGGCCAAGCUGUUCUGAAACUAACCUUUGAUCCUGGCUCACCUGACGAUGGUCUUUUAACCGCUGAAUGCCGAUUGGACCACCCCUUUUUUGUACAAAGUAAAGGUUGGGCCUCCUUUUAUCCGAGCCUUACCGUGGUGCAUCAUGGAAUUCCUUGCUACGAGAUGCAGCUGGGCGACAUGUGUCUGCCGCCAAACCACCCAGAUGCCAUUAAAUGUGACGAUUCAGUUGUUUUUGAUACAUUUAGAAGUUAUGACUUCACCCCGCUGGACUCAUCUGCCGUGUAUGUGCUGAGCAGCAUGGCCCGCCAGCGCCGAACCUCCCUGUCCAGCUGUGGUGGAGCUAGUCCGGACUGCGACAAAUUGGAGCACUCGGGGUCCCUGCAGUCGGCGGGCAACAAGUCGAACAGGAGCCAGGCCUCAGGGGGUAGCGGUGGUGCUACACCCACAAAAUGCAAGCGGCCUAUGAACGCCUUCAUGCUGUUCGCUAAGAAAUACCGAGUGGAAUACACGCAGAUGUAUCCUGGAAAAGACAACAGAGCCAUUAGUGUCAUCCUGGGUGACAAGUGGAAGAAGAUGAAGAGCGAGGAGCGGCGAUUGUAUACCAUGGAGGCCAAGGCUUUGGCCGAAGAGCAGAAGCGUCUUAAUCCCGACUGCUGGAAGCGCAAAAGGACCAACUCUGGUUCCCAGCAGUCUUAAAAAGAAUCCAUCCACGAAGACAUGCCGGAUGAUGCCUUGUUUUCGUUCGCUCUCCUGUAUUCUUGACACCCGACGCGACGAUGCCGUCUUCACCUGCUUUUGUAACCAGAAAGAGGAGAACAAGGAUGAACUGUAAAAAAAAAAGCCAGCGUGCCGUGUAGUCACUAACUAAAUGCAUAUAUUUUCUUACUCUAUCGCUAAUGCAAAGGAGCUUGUAUUCCUCUUUUGAUAGGAAUGAAUCUCCUCCUUUUAUUUCAUACGCAAAUUAGCCUGUGGUGCUACGUAUGCUUGAGUAAAGCAAAAAACAACACAUGUCUAUUUAUAAUUGUAUAAAAGGGGAUACGUGGAGACAUUUCUCAUUCAGCUGUUGAUGAUAUUUUUCAGGAUAUUGCACAGAAAUUAUAACUUUUUGAUAAUGUUUGCUAAAUUUUAUCAAAUCUCCCUGGGAUCUGUAGCCGACUUCGUCUUAAUAGACUUCAGCCAUACGUUGAUCAGUGAUCAGUUUACACUUAAGUCACAGAGCACUUCAGGCCCUUUCGCUGUCAGUGUUCAUUCCUAUUGCACUUUAUAUCACAAUAUAAAUAUGUAAUCUUGAACUAUACAACCUUUGUAUUCCAAUGGAAACGUGUUUGUGUUUUGCGCUGCGGCUCAGCAAACCAAGCAGCCACUUUCUUGCUUUCAGGUCACCAAAAUGUUCAUAAUGUACAGGUCUCACAGCCCUACAUUGCACAGAAUAUCCUUGUAUCAUAUUAUAAAUAAUUUUUUUAAAACUU